Messenger RNA from Mytilus californianus (California mussel), 2710 nucleotides. RefSeq lists its product as uncharacterized. NCBI's taxonomy places the organism in Eukaryota, Metazoa, Mollusca, Bivalvia, Mytilida, Mytilidae. The transcript is spliced from 2 exons. The coding region runs from base 628 to 2022 and encodes 464 amino acids. Gene Ontology annotation, molecular function: protein binding. The record is from RefSeq and is a predicted model, not a curated record.
CCCAUUUGCACAUUGAACAUCAACUUACUAAACACAAUGACAGACCACAUAACACAAAAUGUGUCAAGAGAACUAUAUUUCUAUAUGUGUCAAAAUAUAGUAGGGACAGAAGAGCACGUUAAACACAUCAGGUUGCCAAACGCUACCAGGGAUAGUUUGUCAAUUGGCGGGAAUAGAAUAGUAAUAGCAAGUGGAAGUUUUGGUGAAGGACUUCAAUUCAGAUGCGAGGCAGUGAUUUAGAUAUUAUGUUUGUUCAGAAAAAUAUUGAGGUUUAUGAUAUGAAGCCUCGUUUCCAUCCAAAUAUAUCAUAUCUGUCAAUGGAUACAGACGAUGUAAAACCUGGAUUUUCUCAGUUGAGACUAGAAUAUACCAGUGAUCAGACUUUAUUUGAGAACUGUGCACAGUUCGCUAAUAAGCAUUAUCUCUCAAGUACAUUAUGGAAACAGCACUUAAUGAAAGGGAAUACUAAUUCAACUAUUCAUAGACCGUGAUUAUCUGACAAACAUGGAUUAACUGACUUUGUCGAAUGCUUUCAUUGUAAAACUUGGGUGCAACCUGCAAGACAUUGGAUAGCAAGAUCUAAUAACUCAUGGCCAAGUUAUGAUGUCAAACAAAGUAGCAUAAGACAUGGAGUAUUUUUUUGUACCAAUCGGAGUAAAGGGGUCAUCAAAAGAGGAUCUAGAAUGGCGAAUUUCAUUUUCAAUCGGUGAACAACUUUUAAUAAAUACCUUUACACACACUCAAUUAUUAUGCUAUGCUCUUAUAAAGAUUCUUUUGAAAGACGUUAUAGCUACUUUCUCCGAAUGUAAAGAAUUACUCUGCUCUUAUUUCCUAAAAACAAUUAUUUUUUGGAUCUCUGAAGAACUGCCACAAUCAGCAUGGAGACCUGACACACUUAUACCUUGUUUUAUGCAAUGCUUUAAAAGACUUAUCUAUUGUGUUGAGUAUUCAGUUUGUUUGCAUUACUUCAUUCCAGAGAACAAUAUGUUUAAGAAUAAAAUUGAGGGCCGUCCUCGUAAAAUACUAUUAGAAAAACUAUAUACCUUGCAUAAUUACGGUUGGCGAUGCAUUUUAUUUUCUGAUCAAGUAUCAAAUUUUCCUGCAUCAGUGCGAUAUUUUAACAUGGAACAACAGCGAUCGUAUGUACAUAAAGUUGAAAAAGCAACUAAAGCCUAUCUAUUGUGGUCCGCUGAUACGUCUUUCCUUUUAUGUUUCAACUGGGAUAAAGUACUUUGUAGUUCUUUAUUAAAAACACUAAUACAAAAGGCAGUUUCAUUUGACAAAUCUUUGAUAAAAUACUUAUAUAUAUAUUACACGUCAAUGAUCUGUUCCAAUCGUGCACAUUAUAUUCCACUUAACAUUGCAUACAGUAAUAAUGAAUACCAAUUACGACUGUACAAAUCAUGUCUUUGUAAUCUUCUAAAGAAUAUAUAUCAUGACUCUGUAUCUGGAUGGCUGAUGUUAGCUUCGUUUUUCUAUAAUACAAAAGAGCACACCAAAGCUUUACACAUCCUUAAGUAUUCUUUGUCGAAAUGUACUUUAAAAAAGUUGUUUUACACCAUGGAGUUGUCGGAUAUUCAUAAUCAAUUGUUGAAACUAAAAUCGCUCCAGAAAAAGAGUAUUGUUCAUUUGUGGAAAUUAAUGUUCAUAGAUGAAAUGUCAUUUAAACUGAAAUCCAUGUUAAUACCAGAAGAACUACUUUUAGAAGUGGAAAACAGAUCGUUUUCCAUUUCAUCUUCGGUGUAUGCUUAUUUUCUUAAGUUUCUUUGUCAUUAUCAUCUCAAUGAUAUCAGAGCGUGUCAGGAUACCAUCCAAGUUCUACAACUUGUUAUAGAAGAAAAAUAUUUAAUGGUAACAAAUUUAAAAUCAGAAGCUGCAGCCUAUAGUCUUCUGGGUGUUGCUUUUCAGAUGUUCUGCGACACUGAAUCUGCACGUCAAACGUUCUUAAAAUCUGUUGAAUUACACAAUACUCCAUCCGGUACUCCUGCCGCAAAGAGACUUAUGUUAAUGUGUUCAUUGUAAUAUAUGAACAUCUUGUUAAGUCAUCGAUAUUAUAAUAUAACUGUAUUUGUAAUGUCUGUGGAGACAAUCAAAAUUUAAGAAAAUUUAAGGAAUGUAAUAAUUGUAUAGCCAGCAAAGAAGGUAUCGUGGACGUAGUAUUGUUAUUAAAUAUAUCACCAAACUAAUGAAAUAUGACAGUUACAACAGAUUGCAAAAAAGGACGCGUUUAUUGAUAUGGGUCAAUGUUCGCAAUUGUUUCUCCAUAGGCGGUAAUGGCAACGUUUUCUUCUGUUGCUCAGUCCAUAUCGUUAACUUGGAUAUGUAUGAUGGCUCGUUUUGAAGCUGAGACAUUUUCACAUAUGUGGUUAAAUUUUUGGGGUACGAAGUGAGAUUACUUUUUCCUUAAAUUAGCAAACCCCGAAAAUCCUUUCGUGAUGCGGCUCCUCGUGGUAAAAAAUCCCUUUUUUAACACAAUAAGUUCUUUGAAAAUUUAAUAUUUUGAACACAUUUAAUAGCUCCAUAGUUUUUACACAUUUAUUCUAUGUUCCCCUACUUUCUAAAUCAACACAAAUGGUUAAGUUCAGUCACUUGUUUAUCAUAGAAACGUGUCAAAUAUCACUACACAGAGAUUUUUUGUUUACACACAACUUUUGAGUUCCUCAUUUCGAGGCGCAUUAGGGAUAUUGACCCAUAUAUGUGAAUUUGCUAU